GUCCGGAACUAAACAUUGUGAGAGUUGGAUAAGAGUGUUCAAUUCCUUCUUAUUCCUGCUUAUAUAUGGACUACUUUUCCACUGCCAACCCUAGCUCCUCUGAGUUUUCUUCAGUGGCAAACAGCAGCAAGGAGAAGAAGAUCAAAGGUGGGAAGAGAAGCAAGGGAGUUAAGCUCUCGACUGACCCUCAAAGCGUGGCUGCUAGAGAGAGAAGGCACCGGAUCAGUGACCGGUUCAAGAUCCUACAGAGCUUAGUUCCUGGUGGGAGUAAGAUGGACACAGUGUCGAUGUUGGAAGAAGCCAUUCACUACGUGAAGUUCCUAAAGACACAGAUUUGGCUUCACCAAACCAUGAUCAACUUUGUGGACGAGGACCCAUCUUGCUUCCUUGCACCUUCUUUUCCUUCUCAUGAUCAGCAGAACUUUUAUGCAGAAAACAGUUUAGUAGACCAAGUUCAGCCGUCAUCACCACCGUUACCAUUGCCGAAUUCUUACUUCCAGACUGAGGAAACCGUUUCUUUGGACCCUUACGUGAAAUACUAGAUUUGGUCUGGUUUCUCUCUGUCUGUGUCCCUGUCUUUCUUGUCUC
Molecule: messenger RNA, 588 nt
Organism: Juglans regia (Persian walnut)
Lineage: Eukaryota; Viridiplantae; Streptophyta; Magnoliopsida; Fagales; Juglandaceae
Product: transcription factor bHLH140-like
Exons: 1
Coding region: 66-542 (158 amino acids)
Biological process (GO): regulation of DNA-templated transcription
Molecular function (GO): protein dimerization activity; DNA-binding transcription factor activity
Source: RefSeq, a predicted model, not a curated record